AUGACAAUAAAUCUAAAAUUCGACUUUCUAGUGAUACUAUUGAUGUCACUCUUUCCCAAGUGUUGGUCGUUAACAACAACACCUUCAAAGAAAGCCUCCAUCAUCACCGGUGCCAAUGGUUAUGUGGCCCGAGAAGUGGUCCAAGAGCUCUUGAGUACGUUUCCAAAGCAUUAUGUUUACUGUUUGGUCCGGGAAGGGCGAAUCGAGUCCGAAUCCAACUAUUGGAAGCAAAAAUCGGAUUGCAUCCAAGUGCUACCUUAUGACAUGCUCGAUGGAGGAUCCACCAUGAAGGAAGCCUUGAAGGUUGCGAGAAAAACUCACGAAGAGAUUUGCGUCUACCACAUUGCCUCUGUUUUCGGUCCUAGUGAAGAUCAUGUGCAAACUGCCAACGACAAUGUCCAGGGAACCGAAGAUUUGGUGAAUGCCUUGUUGCCAAAUGGACCGAAGUGUCGCCUAAUAGUCAUCUCGUCCAUGGCAGCGGUCAGAGGAUCAGGACAAGAACCUUUGAAUGGAAGGUGGUACACCGACAAGGAUUGGAACGACAAAUCCAAACUUGGUGACAACUGGGGGUCAUCCUAUCAAUGGAGCAAGGCGGAAUCCGAAAAACGAGCUUGGAAAUUGGCCAAGGAGAAGGGUAUUGCUAUGACUUCAAUCUGCCCCUCCUUUGUCUUUGGACCACCUUCGGAUGGUAUGCUGACCAAUUCCUAUUCGAUUGAGCUAGUUGGUCAGUGGGUCUGGGGGAAAUCGGAAGUCCAGUCCCGGUUAUGUGUUGAUAUCAGGGAUCUUGCAAAAGCCGUAGUGGCGGCUGGCAACAAUCCAAAGGCUAUUGGCCGACGCUUCAUUGUUUCCAAGGAGGAGCGAGUCCCAUCUCAAGAAAUGGCGGAGGCACUGCAGAGCGUUUGUGGGGAAAGUGGAGUGGGAAAUGCCGACAACAUCACAUACGAUGCCAACUUUAAAGGGGGCGCUAUUCCGAUUGGAAGCCGAGAGGUCGAGGCCACCGAAAAACUGGAGAAUGUUUUGGGGAUCACUCUGAGACCAGUUAAGGAAACCAUUGGUGAUAUGGGACGCAUUUUGUUGAUGACCAAGGAGUGA
Messenger RNA from Cylindrotheca closterium, 1092 nucleotides. NCBI's taxonomy places the organism in Eukaryota, Bacillariophyta, Bacillariophyceae, Bacillariales, Bacillariaceae. The record is from the annotation of a GenBank genome assembly.